Aspergillus tanneri is the source of this 342-nucleotide messenger RNA. Its product is annotated as ankyrin repeat domain-containing protein. The record is from RefSeq and is a predicted model, not a curated record. Gene Ontology annotation, molecular function: protein binding. The transcript has a single exon. The coding region runs from base 1 to 342 and encodes 113 amino acids. Gene Ontology annotation, cellular component: cytoplasm; nucleus. NCBI's taxonomy places the organism in Eukaryota, Fungi, Ascomycota, Eurotiomycetes, Eurotiales, Aspergillaceae.
AUGGUGGAGUCGCUUCUCGGUCGUGGCGCUGGUCCAAAUGCAGAGGGGCAGAGGCGAACAGCACUCUCGUGGGCUGUGGAAAAGGGCAAUUCGCAAAUUGCAAUCACGCUUCAUGAUGUUGGUACGGACCUUGAUUCAAGCGUCAGGAUAGGUAAUCGAACUCGGCUGUCUUUCGCAGCGGAGAAUGGACAUGAGAAGGUGGUGAAAAUGCUCCGUGGUCAUGGUGCAGAUCCAGAUUCCAAGAGUCCGUUCGGGUGUUCGCUGCUAUUUGUGCCCAAGCAUGGACAUCUGAAUCUGGUCCAGCUACUGGUCGAGAAAGGAGGUGAUAUUAAUAUCCGAUGA